AUGGGAAACGAUCCCAUCAAGCCUCCUUGCCUGAUCGGAGUGCUCCCAGGACACUGUAAUUUGGAGCUACCAACCUGUAGCAAUUGUCGUAGCGCUGGUGCUGAAUGUGUCGAUGGAAAGUCAGCUCGUGCUGAUGCGGCACCUCGACAAUAUGUCGCAUCUUUGACGAACCGCAUUAAUUGGUUAGAGUCCAUUGUCCGAUCGAAUUGUCCUGACGUCGACUUAUCCCAAGGUCCGCCUGUCUUAGGAGAAGCUUGGAACGACACCAACUCUGAAGGUGCAGACAAUUCCACCCUCCCAGCCCCAGCGCCAGAGCCUGUGCAACAGAGCUCUGAAGCCGUAAUAAAUCCUCAAAAUGAGCCGCUGGAAACUCGGCCAGCAACGCAGCCUAUAACAUCUACUUCGGAACCCACAGGAGCAAGUGCCAUGACCCACGAGAUUGGGCUGGUUUCCCUUGCCACGAACCAAGAUCCACGAUACAUCGGUCCAUCCAGUGGUUAUUUCCUAGCACGAGUCUUACUAGACUCUGCCUCGAAAUCAGACGAUAGCGUUGGUCGCGCCAAUCGCAAUGCUCCGUUCCCUUUAAGGCUGGUUGAAGCCCUACAGGGGCCACUUCCACUCCCGCCCAGAGACACGGCAAUGCAAUUAUGUGAAGCGUACUUCAGCGCUAUCAACUUACAGUAUCCAAUCUUACAUCAACAUCGGUUCUAUGACUACCUGGAUAUGGCUUAUGGUGGAGAGAGCCAGGACCCUGCCGCCCAUUUCCAAGUCUUUAUGGUUCUGGCGAUAGGAUCUGCUGUUCUUUCUGCUCGAACUAGAGCUCGCAUACCAGCAGAAUCGUAUUGUCUCUCUGCACUUCAAUAUCUCGAUGAAUUAAAUGUCGAGAACUCGUUGAAGGGCAUUCAAUGUCUUGUCUUACUCCUCAUCUUUACUAUACACAGCCCGUGCGUUCGCCUCAAUGUCUGGUAUCUCAACUAUCACUGCAUCGCUGCCCUGGUCGAUCAAGGUCUUCAAAGGAACAUCAGCAUGGGGCCAGACCACAGCCUGUUCAAUCAGGAGAUGCGAGCCAGGAUCUUCUGGGUCAUUUACUCUUUCGAUCGCAUUAUUGCGACUAUGAUGGGUCGACCAAUUGGACUGCGUGAUGAGGGCUGUGAGCUCCGUAUGCCAUUGGGUCUGUCCGACGGGCAACUUUUUAGCCAGAGGCAACAACAUAGCACCGAGCCGUCCAGUGACAUGGCAUUUGCAGUUCACUUAUUCGAAGCGGCCAAACUCAACUCGGAGAUAAAAUACAUCGCUCAAAGCAUCAUAAGAGAGACCCCUAGAUAUGCUUAUCCCAGAGUGACUAACAUUAACGACUGGCAAAACGCCAUGCUGCAGCGGCUGGAUGAGUGGUCAGACAAGAUACCAGGUCUUGGUGACCCUGACGUGUUGUAUCUGCGAACGACUUGUCAGCUUCGAUAUCACGGUCUACGAAUGCUUCUACUGAGGCCCAGUCCUGCCAUUCCCAAACCACCCAAAGAAGCCUUGAUAAAGUGUCACCAAAGUGCAUGUGAGAGCCUACAGCUGUUUGACCAAUUGUAUAAGAAAAACCUGCUUGUUCAUAGCUGGACUACUUUCCACGGGCUUGUCCUCAGUUCCAUAACUCUGUUAUACUGCAUCCAGUCAGUGUCGGAAAUCGCCCGCUCUACCGGUGUGGACGCCUUCAUGUCUGACCUGAGCAUAUCCCUCAGCAUUCUGGGGGCUACAGGCGAGCAUUGGUCUGGCGCCAAACACAGUCGCGAUAUUCUGGAUAGCCUGGGUAAAUCAACUGUUCGAUACAUUCGAGAAAAGAACAGGCGAUCCGAGGGUUUGCGUGACCGCUCUGCACCGCAAGUUAAUGAACAGGUGAUUGAUCCCACACUCUCAACAGAUGCAUGGGAGAGUUUGGGGCAGGAGUUCAAUGGCAUCCAGGGAUCGUCAUCGCACAUGAAUAUUGACGACGAUAUGGGGUUCAUGCAGAACCAGUUCUACGAAGGGUUGCUUAACGAGACAUUCGCUGAAUACUUCGAGCCAACUGAGUCGACAAACCUCGAUAACAUUGUUCGCGACCUGUUCCAAGGCCUUAUUCCAACAGACUCAAUCUAA
This is a messenger RNA of Fusarium subglutinans, 2124 nucleotides long. Its product is annotated as positive regulator of purine utilization. Gene Ontology annotation, molecular function: sequence-specific DNA binding; zinc ion binding; DNA-binding transcription factor activity, RNA polymerase II-specific. NCBI's taxonomy places the organism in Eukaryota, Fungi, Ascomycota, Sordariomycetes, Hypocreales, Nectriaceae. The record is from RefSeq and is a predicted model, not a curated record. The transcript is spliced from 4 exons. Gene Ontology annotation, biological process: DNA-templated transcription; positive regulation of transcription by RNA polymerase II. The coding region runs from base 1 to 2124 and encodes 707 amino acids.